AUGGGUCUAUGUUUCUCUUCACCUAAGGCCCCCGGACAUGAAACCAAUCACCCGAACCCUAAUCCACCUCCAGAUAUACCUAAACCGCAACCUCAAGGGAAAGGGAGAGAGAAAGUUUGUAAUAAAAACAAGAUCCAAUGGAUGCAGGGAGUAGGGAAGCCAUUUGGUAAGCGCAUCGAUUUUGGAUACGCCAAGGAUUUCGAUAAUCGUUACACCAUUGGGAAAUUGCUAGGACACGGCCAGUUUGGUUUCACCUACGUUGCCACCGAUAACAACAAUGAUGAUCGUGUCGCCGUCAAGAGAAUAGAAAAGGCCAAGAUGACUCAACCGAUUGAAGUGGAAGAUGUGAAGCGAGAGGUUAAGAUAUUACAAGCUUUAGGUGGGCAUGAGAAUGUGGUUGGGUUUCACAAUGUGUUUGAAGACAAGAACUAUGUGUAUAUAGUGAUGGAGUUAUGUGAAGGUGGUGAGUUGCUAGACCGAAUAUUAUCAAAGAAAGAUAGCCGUUACACCGAGAAAGAUGCAGCGGUUGUGGUGAGACAAAUGUUGAAAGUUGCAGCUGAAUGUCACUUACGAGGUCUAGUUCACCGUGAUAUGAAGCCAGAGAACUUUCUGUUCAAGUCAACAGAAGAAGAUUCGUCUCUUAAGGCUACAGACUUUGGUUUCUCAGAUUUUAUAAAGCCAGGUAAGUGUUUCAACUCUUGUCUCUUUCUCAGGAUGAUGAUAAUGUUGUGCAAAAACAUGGCAGGAGUAAAGUUCCAGGACAUAGUAGGAAGUGCUUAUUACGUUGCACCUGAAGUGUUGAAACGUAGGUCAGGACCUGAAUCAGAUGUUUGGAGUAUUGGUGUCAUUACUUACAUUCUUCUCUGUGGAAGAAGACCCUUUUGGGAUAAGACACAAGAUGGGAUAUUCAAUGAGGUGAUGAGAAAAGAACCUGAUUUCAAAACAAACCCGUGGCCAACCAUUAGCGAGGGAGCCAAAGAUUUUGUGAAGAAGUUGUUAGUAAAGGAGCCACGAGCACGGUUAACAGCAGCUCAAGCACUAUCACAUCCAUGGGUUAGAGAAGGAGGUGAGGCCUUGGAGAUUCCAAUAGACAUAUCUGUUCUUGAAAACAUGCGUCAGUUUGUGAAGUUCAGCCGUCUUAAGCAGAUAGCUCUGAAGGCUCUAGCGACUACAAUUGAUGAGGAUGAGCUGGAUGAUCUCAGAGACCAGUUUGAAGCUAUUGACAUUGACAAGAACGGUUCAAUUAGCCUUGAGGAGAUGAGACAGGCUCUUGCUAAAGAUCUUCCUUGGAAGCUGAAGGAUGCAAGAGUAGCUGAGAUUCUUCAAGCAGUAAGUCUGCUCACUAGCCACUUCCACAGCUUUUGUGUAAUAUUUAAAAAAAUCCAUCUGUCUUUUCAGAUAGAUAGCAACACUGAUGGGUUAGUGGACUUCACUGAGUUUGUGGUGGCUACAUUACACGUCAAUCAACUAGAGGAGCAUGACUCUGACAAGUGGGAACAAAGGUCAAGAGCAGCAUUUGAGAAGUUUGACAUAGACAGAGAUGGGUUUAUAACACCAGAGGAACUACGUUUGCAAACGGGUUUAAAAGGCUCAAUAGAACCACUUCUUGAAGAGGCUGACACUGAUAAAGAUGGGAGAAUCAGCAUCCAUGAGUUUCGCAGACUCUUGAGAUCUGCAAGCCUCAAGUCAAAAACUGUCAAAACCCCUCCUGGUUACCAGCUUUCUCGAAAGAUGUAA
Eruca vesicaria subsp. sativa (arugula) is the source of this 1737-nucleotide messenger RNA. The record is from the annotation of a GenBank genome assembly. NCBI's taxonomy places the organism in Eukaryota, Viridiplantae, Streptophyta, Magnoliopsida, Brassicales, Brassicaceae.